Messenger RNA from Lotus japonicus, 916 nucleotides. RefSeq names its product germin-like protein subfamily 3 member 2. The record is from RefSeq and is a predicted model, not a curated record. NCBI's taxonomy places the organism in Eukaryota, Viridiplantae, Streptophyta, Magnoliopsida, Fabales, Fabaceae. Bases 62 to 733 code for a protein of 223 amino acids. Gene Ontology annotation, cellular component: cell wall. The transcript has a single exon. Gene Ontology annotation, molecular function: manganese ion binding.
CUCACAUUCAACAAACAAGUUGCCCCUCACCCAAAAAGGAAGAAAGCAAGACAAGAGAAAAAUGUACUCAAGAAAGACCCUUUGGCUUUUCCUUGCUAUUCUCUCCCUCAAAGUAACAAUCACAUUGGCCUCAGACCCUGAUCCAGUUCAAGACUUCUGCAUACCAAACCCAACUUUUGCCUCCAUAAAAACUCCUCACCACACCAUUCUCCCUUGCAAGAACUCCACAGAGGCCACCACCGAUGACUUUGUCUUCUCCGGCAUGAAAGCCGCGGGGAACUUCUCAGACAUAGGACUCGCUGUGGUAUCCGCAACUCCCACCAAUUUCCCAGGUCUCAACACUCUUGGCAUGUCGUUCACAAGAGCAGAUAUUGAAGUUGGAGGCAUCAACUCGCCGCAUUUUCACCCAAGAGCCACGGAACUUGUUCAUGUGGUGCAGGGGAAGGUGUAUGCAGGUUUUGUGGAUUCCAGCAACAGGGUGUUUGAUAGAAUGCUCGAACGAGGCGAGGUUAUGGUGUUUCCCAGAGGGCUUAUGCAUUUUCUGAUGAAUGUUGGUGAUGAGCCUGCAACGCUGUUUGGAAGUUUCAAUAGCCAGAAUCCUGGUAUGCAGAAGAUACCUUCUGCUGUGUUUGGUUCCGGGAUUGAUGAGGAGCUUUUGCAAAAGGCUUUUGGAUUGAGUUCUAAGCAGAUUGGAACCAUGAGAAGGAAAUUUGAUCCCAAACAAGCUAGGUAGGUAGAUCACUAAAAAAGAUAGUCCUCUUCUGCAUUUCCUCUCAGAGUUUGAGUUAUAUCUUGGGGUUUAAGUUUUCUUUCUUCUUUCUUUGUUUUGAGUUUUUUCAAAAUCCCACCCCUUCUCCCACUGUGUUAUUACCAUUGUACUACUACUAUAAAUGAAGAAUGGAGUGCAGUUAGUUCA